Messenger RNA from Micromonas pusilla CCMP1545, 626 nucleotides. RefSeq lists its product as uncharacterized. NCBI's taxonomy places the organism in Eukaryota, Viridiplantae, Chlorophyta, Mamiellophyceae, Mamiellales, Mamiellaceae. The coding region runs from base 16 to 498 and encodes 160 amino acids. The transcript is spliced from 2 exons. Gene Ontology annotation, molecular function: structural constituent of ribosome; 5S rRNA binding. Gene Ontology annotation, cellular component: ribosome. The record is from RefSeq and is a predicted model, not a curated record. Gene Ontology annotation, biological process: translation.
CGUAAGUCACGCACGAUGUCUUGCGCUGCCGCAUUUUCCCUGUCCGCGCGCGCGGCGGUCUCCGUCCGCGUCGCCACGCCGUCCACGCCCAAGCGAGCGACGGUCGCGACGACCCCGGUCGCGGGCCUCACCCCGAAGCAGUCGCGUCGCGUCAAGCGUCACACGAAGAUUCGCUCCAAGGUGAACGGCACCCCGGACCGCCCUCGGAUCUCCGUGUACCGCUCGAACCAGCACACGUACGUGCAGGUGAUCGACGACGAGAACCAGAAGACGCUUCUCGCGAUCGGGACGAUGUCCAAGAACGUCAAGGAGGUCGUCGGCGGCGAGGAGUGGAAGAGCAAAACCGUGGACGCCGCGAGAGAGGUGGGCAAGCAGCUCGGCGAGGCGUGCGUCGCGAAGGGGAUCAAGUCCGCGGUGUUCGAUCGCGGCGGGUUCGUGUACCACGGCAGGGUUAAGGCGGUCGCGGACGCGUGCCGCGAUGCGGGCGUGGAGUUCUGAUCAUCUCUUCGGAGGAGAAGGGAGGAGAGAGGCGACUGGCGCGACGGAUUAGCCGUCCGCCCUCGACCGCUCCCGCGACGACGGCGCGUUAGCUGAGCUUGUAAUAACCCGCGAGGACAUUCUUUAUC